This is a messenger RNA of Metschnikowia bicuspidata var. bicuspidata NRRL YB-4993, 933 nucleotides long. It is a transcript of the gene SFC1, whose product is annotated as Sfc1p. The record is from RefSeq and is a predicted model, not a curated record. NCBI's taxonomy places the organism in Eukaryota, Fungi, Ascomycota, Pichiomycetes, Serinales, Metschnikowiaceae. Gene Ontology annotation, biological process: fumarate transport; transmembrane transport; succinate transport. The transcript has a single exon. The coding region runs from base 1 to 933 and encodes 310 amino acids.
AUGUCUUCCCAAAAGAAAGGUGGAUCAAUUACCGACUUAGUCGCAGGAGGCACUGCCGGGCUUUUCGAGGCACUUUGCUGCCAUCCUUUAGACACAGUCAAAGUGAGAAUGCAGUUGCACAAGAAAUCUGGACACAAACCUCCCGGCUUUGUGAGAACAGGAAUCAAUAUUGUCCAGAAAGAGACGUUUUUGUCUCUCUACAAAGGUUUGGGAGCUGUUGUUUUGGGUAUAGUUCCCAAGAUGGGAAUCAGAUUCCAGUCUUACGAGUUCUAUCGGUCGCUCUUGAGAGACCAGGAUGGUAACAUUUCUACCGGUGCCACCUUUCUCGCUGGUGUAGGUGCCGGUACAACUGAGGCUGUGUUGGUGGUUAACCCAAUGGAGGUGGUUAAAAUUAGAUUACAGGCACAACACCAUUCGAUGGCUGACCCAUUGGAUGUUCCAAAGUACAGAAACGCUCCACAUGCUGCUUAUCUCAUUUGCAAAGAAGAAGGAUUCAGCACCUUGUACAGAGGUGUGUCAUUGACUGCUGCUAGGCAGGCGUCGAACCAAGGUGUCAAUUUCACCGUGUACCUGAAGUUGAAGGAAAGAUUACAAGAAUACCAUGGGCUUGACGUUUUACCAAGUUGGGAAACUUCUUUGAUUGGGUUGGUGUCGGGUGCAUUGGGUCCAUUGUCCAAUGCUCCUUUGGACACCAUUAAAACUCGGUUGCAAAAGAGCACGUAUGCCUCUAAUGAGUCUGGAUGGGUUAGAAUCGCCAAGAUUGGAAAACAGUUGGUUAAAGAGGAGGGAAUCAAUGCGCUUUACAAGGGUAUUACGCCGAGAAUCAUGAGAGUGGCUCCCGGCCAAGCCGUCACUUUUACCGUUUAUGAGUACAUGAAGGGUGUUUUGAACGGUGACACGGCCAUCCCCGGCACCAACAAAAAACUUUCGUGA